UGAAAAAGUUUAAAGUAUCGAAUAGUCAUUUCUGUAUUGUCGUGCAAGUAACAUUGGCUUUUUAUUUCCACAAAAAAUGAACAAAUUGUUAUCAGUUUUAGGGCAAGCCCUCAUAAUUUUGAUACAAGAAAUUGUGUCUGGAUUAUUUGGGUUUCUGUUUCGCGUUAAGAAAUCACCAAAAAAUGUCAGUGGACAAUUAGCUUUGGUAACAGGAGGCGCAAGAGGCUUAGGAAAAGCUAUAGCAAUCAGACUAGCUCAAGAAGGUUGUAAUCUUGCAAUCUGUGAUGUAAAUAUAGAAGAAGCACAAAAAACUAGUGAAGAAAUAAGAUCAAAAUUUAAAAUAGAAUGUAUAGCUUUUAAGGCUGAUGUCUCAGACACUCAACAAGUUGCGACUCUUUACAAUGAAAUUGGUGAAAAAAUGGGAACAGUUGAUAUUUUGGUAAACAAUGCAGGCAUUUUGGCACCACUUGGAGUUCUUGAAGGAGAAGAUUCAGACAUAACUAGAGUCUUAAACAUAAAUCUGACAUCACAUUUUUGGAUGGUGAGAAAAUUUUUACCAUCGAUGAUUGAACAGAAGCGAGGUCAAAUUUUGGGUAUCUGUUCUGCUGCUGGAAAAUCAUCGAUUCCAUUUGCCGCAUCGUACUGUGCUAGUAAAUUUGGAGUUGACGGGUUUUACCGUGCACUUUUUGACGAUAUGUGUUUGUAUGAGUAUAAUGACUUUAUCAAAAUCACUUGCGCCUUUCCUGGAUUCAUCAACACACGAAAUGAUCUUGAAAAUUUAUUGGAUGAAACAAACGAAUAUAUUCCGAGAGUUCAACCUGACUAUGCAGCUGAGAAAAUAGUUGAAGCAAUGCUUUUGGAAAAACAAGAAAUUUUAUUUCCAUUUUCUUAUCGAAUUUCGACAAUAAUGGAAUACUUAGUUCCGUUGAAAACUCGAAUAUUUAUGAAGCGAGAAGCUUGCAAACAAGGCUCAGGACUUCUUGAAAAAAGGAUAAAUGUUACAAGAAAGUGAUGAAGGAAAAAGGAAAAAAUUAAUGAUAUUUGAAUUGCAUUGUGAUUGUUUAAGGCUUAAGCAUUGCUGCAUAUUUUAAUAAUUUUCGGUGUCAGCUUAACUUAUAAUUAUGAACUAAGGUUUUUUUUGUUGAAUUAAAUAAAACUUAUCAUUGAAAGCAAUAAACUAUCAAGAUUUGUUUUAAAAUUAACAAGAUCAAAAAAUUGUAAAAUUCUUAAAAAGUUUAAAUCUAGCAGAUCAUAAAAUUUAUUUUUAUUUUAAAUCGCACACACACAGCGUAAUCCAUAGCGACAUCUGUUAGCUACCACCAACAUUUC
Molecule: messenger RNA, 1329 nt
Organism: Chironomus riparius
Lineage: Eukaryota; Metazoa; Arthropoda; Insecta; Diptera; Chironomidae
Source: the annotation of a GenBank genome assembly